Molecule: messenger RNA, 3962 nt
Organism: Spea bombifrons (plains spadefoot toad)
Lineage: Eukaryota; Metazoa; Chordata; Amphibia; Anura; Pelobatidae
Gene: TOM1
Product: target of myb1 membrane trafficking protein
Exons: 15
Coding region: 122-1762 (546 amino acids)
Biological process (GO): signal transduction
Cellular component (GO): membrane; endosome
Molecular function (GO): ubiquitin binding; clathrin binding; phosphatidylinositol binding
Source: RefSeq, a predicted model, not a curated record
UGGGCGUUUGCUGGGCGAAGAUCCGCUGAAUGGGCGUGGCCGCCAGAGCGAGGCUGGGUCAUGUGAUCACACCUCACAGACGAGACAGUGGUUGGUGUUGAGAAGCCGCCGAAUUAGGGCAAUGGACUUUCUACUGGGAAAUCCGUUCGGGACUACGGUCGGCCAGCGGAUAGAGAAGGCGACAGAUGGGUCCCUACGUUCUGAAGACUGGGCCCUAAACAUGGAGAUCUGUGAUGUAAUCAAUGAGACUGAUGAAGGUCCAAAAGAUGCCAUUAGAGCCCUAAAGAAGAGGAUUGUUGGAAAUAAAAACUUUCAAGAAGUAAUUCUGGCCUUGACGGUUCUGGAGACAUGUGUGAAGAAUUGUGGGCACAGAUUCCAUGUUCUAGUAGCCAGCCAAGAAUUUGUGGAACAAGUGCUGGUGAAAACCAUCCUUCCCAAGAACAACCCACCCACCAUAGUGCACGAUAAAGUGCUCAAUUUAAUACAGGCCUGGGCAGAUGCAUUCCGAAGCUCACCGGACCUGACUGGGGUGGUUACUGUGUACGAGGAUCUGAGAAGAAAAGGACUAGAGUUUCCAAUGACUGAUCUAGAUACACUAUCUCCUAUCCACACACCUCAGCCGAGUUUCUCCAGACCAGAUCCUGUCCCCCGGCCAGACUUCCCACCUUCUAACUCUGUUCAUAGAGCAGGUUCCGAGAGAGGUUCUGCACCUCCACCAUACGUUGUUCCAGCUGCAAUUCCUGGAGAUUCACCUAUUAUACCUACACCUGAGCAGGUGGCAAAGCUGCGCAGUGAGUUGGAGGUGGUGAAUGGGAACGUGAGGGUCAUGUCAGAAAUGCUAACAGAGAUAUCGCCUCAAAAAUCCACACAGGCUGAUGUGGAACUGCUACAGGAGUUGAACCGGACAUGCCGAGCCAUGCAGCACAGAGUCCUGGAGCUCAUCCCCAGAGUUACCCAUGAACAACUGGUUGAAGAACUUCUUAUAGUGAAUGACAACCUAAACAAUGUUUUUCUUCGACAUGAGAGGUUUGAGAGGAUGUUUGCUGGUCAGCCAGUAGGAAGUGCAGCGGAGACACUGGUAUCUGGGGACAGAACCUCUCUCAUUGACCUUGAAGCUCAACCCUCCACAAUUCAGGCUCGUCCUUCAACCCUGCCCGCUCAACAGGCGUCAGCCCUGCCCGCUCAACAGGCGUCAGCCCUGCCCGCUCAACAGGCGUCAGCCCUGCCCGCUCAACAGGCGUCAACCCUGCCCGCUCAACAGGCGUCAACCCUGCCCGCUCAACAGGUUUCAAGCCUCUCUGCACAAUUAGCUGGAAUAAAUAUGGCCUCAGGCUCUGUAAGUGGAACACUACAAACACUGGAAAGCUCCAAAAAAACAAAUGAUGAUUUUGACAUGUUUGCCCUCACACGAGGAAGCUCGCUUGCUGAGCAGCGUAAGAGUGUAAAAUAUGAGGAACCUCAGGCUACCGAUGGACUUGCAGGCGCUCUGGAUACUCGGCAGCAGAACACUGGAGCAAUCCCUGCCCCUCAAAGCAACUUCAUGGAAGACAUUGAGAAGUGGCUUUCUGUUGAUACGGGCGAUGAAGUAGAAGGGGAGGAUGGUGUAACCAGCGAAGAAUUUGAUAAAUUUCUUGAAGAGCGAGCGAAAGCUGCAGAUCGAAUUCCAACGCUGCCAUCCCCACCCACUGAAAUGCCCAGGGCAGCCCCCAGUACAGUUCGGGACAAGAAAGAUCAAGCGGAAGAUGCUCUGUUUACCUUGUAAGGCCUUCACGAAUAGGUGAAGUAUCCGGAACACAGGGGUUGAACCUCUCCAAUUCAGGACACACACACAACUCCUUGAGUUUGUAAGCAGGGGAUUGUUUUCCUACAUCAAGACCAGCUUUCUUUGUGGUACGAGUCUUCACAAACCUGGAGAGCACUUUUUACUCUAGGUCCCGGGACAGGGGAUAUUAUCUCAAUAUUGAUUGGAUUGUUUUUCCUUCCCUGUUCGCUACCUACUCAUGACAAUUCCUUCCAUACAAAUGUGGAGAAGAAUUUUGUCCCACCUCGCGUACCAUCAAUGCUCAUCUUCUUAGACGGAUUCUGAUUUCCAGCGUGAGCUUACAGCCUCUUACUGUCAGAAUGUAUUACCUGUAACACAGAUCUUUUGCCAUUAGUGAAUUUUUUUUCAGAAAUCUAUAUUAGCGGUUUAUCUUCAACAAAAGUAUUUGUGUGCUUUUGGCAUCUGAAAAUAUUUCUUUGUAGUCAGUAGGAGGAGUUUAUCAUGUGUUAACGCCUAGCCCCAAAUCCCCGCAUUUGUACGAGUCUAGCUAUUACCUAAGGUGCCUUUUUUAAUAUUGUUCUAUAAUCAUAACCAGGUAUGGAAAUUCUAUAUCACAGAACAAGGGUUAAUAAUAUACCUUAUUUUGGUACAGCAUUAUUGCACACUAUUUCUUAACCAGUGCUGCUUUUGGGUUUGACGUUUCUUGAACUUGGGGUGUUUUUUUUUUUGUUAAUGCUUGACCUGUAAAACUAUACAGCGUUCUUGCUCUAGGUUUUCCUCUCCUUUCCAAGUUUUAACAUUUUAAUCCUCGUAUUCUGAUGAGGAUCAUGCGUCAGGAAGAAGGUUACAUGCCUCUGAAAAGUGUACACUUUAUUGUUCAGAAAAUAAAAAAAAAUAUUAUAGCCGCCUAGAAUUCUGCUUAAAUGUCCAGUAUUGCAGCCAGUUAUUCCCUUUUUCAUAUUUCAUUAAUUAAUGCUAAAAUUAACUUAGUUUCAGAUUACACUACACCAAGGGACCGAUUUACCGAAAAUUCAGGGUGGAUUAGGGGGGAGCCACUGAAUAAUGAAGUUAUUCUAUAAGUAUUUUCAUAUAUAUUCUUUUACCCUACAAAAAUGAAUAGUGCUUAGACCACGUAGCUCUGCCUACUCUGAGGUAAGGUUUUGCAUCACUGAGGCAGGAAAAUACUAAAAUCAAUACGCGAAGGGUCUCGUAAGACCCCUGCAGCAUCCCUGAGCCAAUGCUAGAGCUGACGAGUGAAAAAAUAUAUCACACGGGAGGAGAUGGUUUUGGCCGAGCACGUGGCUGGCAAAUGGCUAGAGGGUUGGGAAAAGGGCAACUGUAUAUGAGGGGGGAUUCUGGAAAGAAUUCACGGGGGCUUUCAGCUAUCAUAUAUUCGUUAAAGUGCAUAUGAUGGGUGUUAUGGCCCCUUGAUCUAAGAUAAAUAAUUAACAUUUUAUCUGCUCUAAAAGGCUUCUAAUCGCGAAUAUGGAUUCUGGUGUCUGUUUCUUGAUUCUAAAACUAUAUGUAGAUCUUUUAAAUGGAUGCAAGAUCUCAGUUAUGUUAUAAUUGCUUACUCUAAUUUGGGUUAUUUAGCCUGGUUGCAGUAGCUCAGAAGUUGAUAUACACUUAAGUCAACACAACGGUCAAAAUGUGCUACAACAGAAUUGCAAAAUUCUAUGUCCAUGAUCUGCGCAAGCUGCAGAAAAAUAAAAAAUACUACAAAUAAUGAAGCAGAGUUGCAUAUGUCAAGAUUGUAUAUGUAUCUAUCUUUGUAAAUCUUCCUUCCCAAUGCAGUUUAGCGUCAUGUUUCUAUUGUGUUUACUCUUGGGCAAAGCACAUGCCUACGCCACUAACUUAAAUGGGAGCUGAAAGAAAUAGCGAGCCAUGACAUUUUGUGUACCAGCUUUGUGCAGUAAACUGUGGGCAGAGAUAUGUAACCUUAAUGAAAAAAUAAGAACAUUUUAAUAGUUUUAAACAGAAUGGUCCUCUAAAAAGUUUGUUUGCAUUUUAAUAUAAGCCUUAACAUUGGUUACACUGAAAUACUCUAUCCCAACUCAGUCCCCUGUCUAUUUUCUGUGCAUUGACAUGGGUCCUUAUUUGCAACCAUUGUUAAGCAUUUUUGCAGCGUUGUCUUGUUUGUAGCAGCUGCACGGUGCAUUUCAUGCAAAAAUAAACUGAUAAGUACAACUGCGUGGAAUAA